Molecule: messenger RNA, 3888 nt
Organism: Helianthus annuus (common sunflower)
Lineage: Eukaryota; Viridiplantae; Streptophyta; Magnoliopsida; Asterales; Asteraceae
Product: ATP-dependent DNA helicase homolog RECG, chloroplastic
Exons: 23
Coding region: 715-3633 (972 amino acids)
Biological process (GO): DNA recombination; DNA repair
Molecular function (GO): DNA helicase activity; ATP binding; nucleic acid binding
Source: RefSeq, a predicted model, not a curated record
ACUCUGGAGUGAAACACCACAACGCAAAAGCGCAAAGGGCAUUUUAUAUAUAUGUGGUUGAGAAUUUUUAUAUGCACAGGUUAUACUGUAUGGUUUAUCAUAGUUCUUAUGAGUGUGUUUAUGGGGUGUUAAGCCUGCAAGGUCGACAACUCAAGAAUGGAAGACCACAAUGCAAGAGUGCGAAGGGCGGGGGUGCAUUAAGACCAUUGCAUGUGUGAAGGCUAAGUUAUUUUUUAGGUACCGGUACCGGAAUUUGAAGGUAAAAACAGUAAAAUAUCAGUGCCGAACCGAAAGUAUCGGCAUCAAAAUAAUUCGGUAAGGGAAAUUCGGUACCAGUAUCGCCGUAUAGCCCUGUUUAGAAGGUAAAGACCCUACCUAAUGUUAGAUUAUCCAGGACGGUCUCAAUGUUCUGAAUCACUUCCCAGUUUCAUUCCAACCCAAAAGAAGAUUAUAAGCUCUUCGUCGUCCGCAACUGCUACAUAGUUUAUCAGUUAAAUCGAAGCUGAAAGCUAUGAUUUACGGCCAAAAUUUUCUCGGAACUUGGCCUGGGUCUCUUGAAGUGAAACGAGAAGGCUGCACUGGGACUGAAAAGUGGGCCUAGGCUCGCGCCUGGGUGAGCCUUGACAACAGAGUCUGUUCCUGGUAGCUGCUUAAGUAUCUUCUAAAAAGAGAAAAGAAAUUAAUCCUCAACCUGCAAAUAGAUUUAUAGCAAGCAUGCAGUGUUUAAGUGAAAGAUGCUUGGCACGUGCAAAUAUCUUGCAAGCUGCACGAGGAUAUAGGCAUGUUUUGGGUAGAAAAAUGAGGUUUAAUGGUCUUCUAUUAUGCAAUAUAUCAAAAUAUAUCUCUCCAUCUAAACAUAGAUUAACAAAGAAUGUGUUUAACAUAGUAGAUAGUUAUGGCAGAUCAAGCAGGUGGAACCGACGGAAACUGUUCACAAAGGUAUCCCCUGCUAUGUGUCAUGACGGUUUUGACGAACAACUUGAUCAAGAAAAAUAUUAUUUUGAUGCAUCGUUAGUUCGGAAUCAGUUUCCUUCUAUCAUAUUAGGGCAAUCUAGUCCAGUAGAGUUAUACGACGGAAUUUCAGAUGACCCCGACACCGAUAGCAUUUUGACCUCAGAUAGUUCUAUGGGUUCAACAGUGGUGGACCCCAGUAUGUUGUUUGACUCAUUGGGUUCCGUAGCUCACGAGUUUAACAGUUUUUCUUCCUACGAGAUUGAAAGUAUAUCAGAUCAAGGUAGUCCGGGUCCAACAACCUCUCCAUCCGUUACCCAAAAUGGGAAAUCAUUCACUAAACAAAAUAAAGAGAAAUCGGAUCCUCAAUGUGUUGUUGAUGAUCCUACUGCACCAUUUGAAUUGGUUCUUGAUAAACCGAUCAGUUGUGUGCCUGCAAUAAGCAAGAAGAAAUGCAGUCAGUUGGAAAGCUGUGGUUUUCAUACGAUACGAAAGUUGUUGGGUCAUUUCCCUCGGACAUACGCUGAUCUACAAAAUGCACAAAUUACGAUCAAUGAUGGGCAGUACUUGAUAUUUAUCGGAAAAGUUAUAUCAUCCAGGGGAAUCAAGGCAAGUUGUUCGCUAUCAUUUCUUGAGGUGAUCGUUGGUUGUGAGGUUGCUGAAAGUGGUUCAGCUUCUGCCUGUACAGUUUCCGAAAAGAAUAAUGGAAGCAAGAGAACAAUAUUUUUGCACUUGAAGAAAUUUUUCCGUGGGACACGAUUUACGUAUCAACCUUUUUUGUAUAGUCUUCAAGAGAAGCAGAAAGCCGGAGACAUUGUUUGUGUCAGUGGUAAGGUGAGGAGUAUGCGUACCAAAGAUCAUUACGAAAUUAGGGAAUAUAGUCUUGAUAUAAUACGAGAUGACGACGAUGAAUCUGCAUGUGCUGAAGGGAGGCCGUAUCCGAUAUAUCCUUCGAAAGGCGGUCUAAAUCCAAAGUUACUUGGUGACAUUAUCGCAAGUGUUCUAGAUGCAUUGCCGCCUGACAUAGAUCCUAUUCCGAAGAAUAUUCUUCAUAUGUUUGGACUGAAGAGCCUUCGUGAUGCGUAUAUUGGGAUUCACCAACCAACAAAUUUUAACGAGGCUGAUUUAGCUCGCAAAAGGAUUAUAUUUGAUGAGUUCUUUUACCUGCAGUUGGGCCGUUUGUUUCAAAUGCUCGAAGGAGUUGGUACGAGGAUCGAGAAGGAUGGAUUGUUAGACAAGUACAGAAACCCCGUAACAAACGCGGUAGUUGCUGAAGAAUGGUGCCCUCUAACCAAACAGUUCCUCAAGGCUCUACCGUAUUCGUUAACGUCUAGUCAAUUAAGCGCUGUUUCGGAAAUCAUUUGGGAUUUAAAACGCCAAGUGCCAAUGAACCGACUUUUGCAGGGAGAUGUGGGAUGCGGGAAAACCGUGGUAGCUUUCUUGGCGUGCAUGGAGGUUAUCGGUUCAGGAUAUCAGGCGGCUUUCAUGGUUCCAACUGAGUUACUUGCGAUCCAACACCACGAUCUCCUCCUUAAUUUGCUGGAGAAUGUGGAAGAUGUACCUUGCAAACCAUCCGUCGCUUUGCUAACGGGCUCAACUCCAGCCAAAAAGGCCCGUCUAAUCCGUGAGGGUCUCCAAAGUGGCGAAAUUGCAAUGGUGAUUGGGACCCACAGUUUAAUCGCUGAUAAGGUGGAAUUCUCGUCUCUAAGAAUUGCUGUGAUAGACGAGCAGCAUAGAUUUGGUGUGAUCCAGAGAGGUCGAUUUAACAGCAAGCUAUACUGUAACUCAUUAACUUCCAGAUUGGUUGAAAAUACUUCAAAUGGCAACGCAAAAGGUGAAAUAAGUAUGGCCCCACAUGUUCUUGCUAUGACUGCGACCCCGAUCCCGAGGACUCUUGCUUUAGCUUUGUACGGAGAUAUGUCUCUCACACAAAUAACUGAUUUACCUCCUGGGAGAAAAUCUAUUGAUACAUUUGCGGUUGAAGGAAAUGAGACGGGUUUCGAAAAAGUGUAUCAGAUGAUGAGGGAAGAAUUAGAUUCAGGAGGGAGAGUGUAUAUAGUUUACCCGAUUAUCGACCAAUCAGAACAACUUCCGCAGCUUCGUGGUGCAUCGGCUGACCUGGAAGUAAUAUCAAACAGAUUCGAAGGGAUCAGUUGCGGGUUGUUACACGGGAGAAUGAAAAGCGAUGAAAAAGACGAAGCUUUGAGACGGUUUAGAUCAGGAGAGACGCAAAUAUUGCUUUCCACUCAAGUCAUCGAGAUCGGUGUGGAUGUUCCAGAAGCUUCUAUGAUGAUCGUGAUGAACGCUGAGAGAUUUGGGAUAGCUCAACUGCACCAACUUAGGGGACGAGUUGGGCGUGGGGCCCGUAAGUCGAAGUGUGUACUUUUGUCGUCAACAGCCAGUGGUCUGCCUAGAUUGGAGGUGCUUGCGAAAUCGUCAGAUGGUUUCCACCUGGCGAACAUGGACCUUCUUUCACGGGGCCCUGGUGACUUGCUUGGAAGGAAGCAGUCGGGACAUCUUCCUGAGUUUCCGGUUGCUAGAUUGGAAAUUGACGGAAAUAUCCUUCAAGAAGCACACCUAGCUGCACUGACAAUUUUGAGCGAGUCACAUAAUUUGGAGGAAUUCCCGGCACUUAAAGCCGAGCUCAGCAUGAGACAACCGCUCUCCUUUUUAGGUGAUUAAAUUCCGGUUCCAAAGGCUUGUAAAUAGUAUUGAAGCUGUUUCCGCGAUGUGGCAAGUGAUUCCAUGCAGUUAAUAUUUUUGAUACGGGGAGACUAUAUGUUACCUAGACAUUUGAUGCUUAAUUGAAAGCUUGUGGUUCAAAAGUUUGGUGAUUUUCUCAAUCCAUUUUGUUCUAUUCGCCUUUUCAAUGUAAAAUGUUGUUAGAUUUUAAGUUAUAAUCCAAGUUAUGUUUGCAUUGAUUAACGUUCUUUUUUC